Protobothrops mucrosquamatus (brown spotted pit viper) is the source of this 1794-nucleotide messenger RNA. RefSeq names its product coiled-coil domain containing 27 (gene CCDC27). The transcript has 12 exons. The coding region runs from base 1 to 1794 and encodes 597 amino acids. The record is from RefSeq and is a predicted model, not a curated record. NCBI's taxonomy places the organism in Eukaryota, Metazoa, Chordata, Lepidosauria, Squamata, Viperidae.
AUGGAGAAAAACCCUACCUUAAUGAGUAAGGGGAUAAGUGAGCUGCGGAAGACGAGUUCCCCACAGCAGACCCUUUUGUGGACUCGUCCCGUCAGUGAGAAAAUCCACCCCAGUAAAGCAUUUCAUGCGGUCAGGCUUUAUUAUGAGAAACAGGCUGAGCAGCAGAGGAAGACUUCCAGCGUAUCCAGUGAUUUUUCUGACUCGGCGGUGCUUCAGAGCUGCUUCCUGAAACGGCCAGGAUGUCCUCAGUAUUGCCACCAGGCCACAUCAGCCUCCCUCGCAGAGAGCAGCAUUUUAAAGUCUGGGGAUCUCCCAUCCAACCUCAGCACCAUGAGUCUGACUUCCCAGAUCUCCCUGGAAGACUGGAAUUCCCUUAUCCAAAAUCCCGAAGUUUGGGACUCGAGAAGUCGCAUCAGAUUUUGUCACUCUUUGUCCUCGGAAGUCGUGCUGCCCAAGUGGAAGAGCUUUACCGAAGGCAUCGUCCCCCCCAGCAACAUUAAAAUCCGCUCCGGGAACAAGAUGCCAUGGUACAUCCCUGUACUUCACGAGAAGGAUGUGAGUCUGAAUAAGAUGGGAGAGGAAUUGGCCCGCCUCGCUCCUUACGAAGCCGAGUGCACCCGGAAGGAUGCCGUCAUCGCGGUCCUGCGGGAAGAGGUCGAGGCAAUGCAGAAACAGCUGGAGCAGCUGCAAAAAUGGCAGGCCACGUUUUUAGGGAGCACUUCGAUUGAGGCUGCAGAAUGGGGCUUCAGCCAGCUGCUGGGCACCAGCUCCUUGUUGCAGCCGGAAUGGAAGAGCACUCCCUCCCUCCGUCUGGAUCUGGCGGAUGAAUCCAGCCAGGAGUUUGAGCGUCUGAAAGCGUUGCUGAGCCAAUCGGAGCAGAAGCUGGACUCGAAAGCCUUGAUCCUGAAGAAGGAGCUCUUGAAAGACCAGGAGGAGCUGGAACAGAUGGAGAAGGAGAGCCUGGUGGAGCUGGAGGACGACAAUCUUUCGAGCAGCGACUCGAAAUUGGGGGAAGGGGAAUCGAGCGACCGGGAGGAAUCGGAGAGCACCUUGAUCCUCUACAAGCUGUUGGAGUUCCAGAAAGUGAACGAACUCCUGUACGAAGAGCUGCAGAAAGCGCGGAACGAGUACGAGCUGGCCACAGGCGCGAUUUCAUCCCUGCAGAGACAGUUGUCUUUUGAGGAGUCCCAACUCCGGAAAGCUCAUGUGGAUCAAGAGUCGUUGCAGAAGGAACUCCGGGAACGAGGCGAACAGCUGGAGGCCAUGUCUAAUAAGUUUUGCAACUUGCGGGAGGAGAGGAAACACAAGGAAAUGAUGGGGUCCAUCGAGAGAGAUAAUUGCGAACUUCGACAGGAGGUGACCAAACUGGAAGCCCAGCUGGCGGACCGUGACCAGACCAUCCACUCUUUACAAAGCAACGUCCAGCAGCUUCAGUCGGAGCUCCUGGUGAACCAGCAGCGCAGCGGGAAGCAGUUGAGCAGCCAGAACGAACUCCAGAAGCAGCUGGAGAUUUUGCAACGGGCGGAACAGCAGACCAGAGUCACUCUGGAGAGCGUCAGCGCCCGGUUUGAAAGAUUCCGCAGCAAAAUUAUCCAAGCUGCUUACAGCACUCCGGGCACCAAGUCUCCACAGGCUGAAAUCACCGACGAGGAGGUUUUAGAGGCCUUGCAGAAAAUCAUAACCGACCGUCUCGACUUCCACCAAAUGUUGAAGCAGAAAGGGGUAAAAGUCCCGUCGCUCAGCUCCGAGCCUGCCCCGCCGACGACUCACAAGAAAAAAGCCGGAGGAAAAUAA